AUAUUUUCUAGUUUCAGAAGUGAGAAUGGAGCAGCUCCCUGAGGAGAACUUGGUCAAGGUUGCUGGUAAGAUCCUGUGCUGUGAGUGUGGAACUCCGAUAGAUCCGAACCCUGCUAAUCUUUGCGUUGCUUGUCUCAGAACUCAAGUUGAUAUAACAGAAGGGAUUCCUAAACAGGUGACCCUUCAUUUCUGUAAAUUUUGUGACAGAUAUCUGAACCCACCACAACAAUGGGUUGCAGCGGCUCUGGAGUCAAGGGAAUUGAUGGCACUCUGUUUAAAGAAGUUAAAGAAUUUGGCUAAAGUUAAACUUAUCGAUGCAAACUUCUUGUGGACUGAACCUCACAGCAAGAGGAUCAAAGUUAAACUUGCAAUUCAGGCUGAAGUGUUAGGAGGCGCCAUCUUACAGCAAACCUUUGUUGUUGAAUAUGUUGUGGCAUAUCAGAUGUGUACUGAUUGUCACAGGGUGGAAGCUAAAGAUCAUUGGAACGCCUUAGUUCAGAUCAGACAGAAAACCCAGCAGAGAAAAACAUUGUUCUACGUUGAGCAGCUUCUUCUUAAAUAUGGAGCUACUAAGGAUUGCGUAGGAAUAAAGCCACACCACGAAGGCCUUGAUUUUUACUACUCAACGGAGUCAGCAGCUAAAAAGCUUCUGGAAUUCUUCCAGUCUAUGAUUCCCAUCAGAUCACAGAACAGUAAACGAUUAAUCAGUCAUGACGUGCACAGUGGAACAUACAACUAUAAAUAUACAUUUAGUGUUGAUGUUGUUCCUGUCUGCAAGGACAAUGUUGUAUGUUUGUCUAAGCAACAGGCCCAUGUUCUAGGAGGAAUUGGACAGAUUUGUGUUGUCAACAAAGUUUCUCAGGCUGUACACUUGAUAGAUCCUAACACUUGUCAGUAUGUUGAUAUCACAGCUGCAGUUUACUUCAAGGCUCCAUUCCUUAGUCUAUGCAGACAGAGAGAUCUGGUAGAGUUUACAGUGAUUAAUAUAGAACCAAUCACACAGAAGGAUCGAAAAACAUUCUCCGGGCAGGGAAAGAUAUCUCAGAAGCAUGUUCUCGCAGAUUGCUGGGUCGUCAAAUCUUCAGAACUAGGUAUGAAUGAUGAUCCUAUCCACUGUAGAACGUAUCUUGGUCACGUUCUCAACAUCGGAGAUUCCGUUCUUGGACUUGAUCUCAAGAAUUCGAAUGUAAACAACCCGGAGCUCGAGAAACUUUCUACAGAUAAGAUGCCGGAUGUUGUUCUUGUGAAGAAACACUUUGCCGACAAGGCACUGCGGAACCGGAAAAGGAAAUGGAAGCUGAAGCAUAUGGAAGGAUUCCCUCACAUGGAAACAGAAAGCUGCAACGAUGAGUUUGCUGACUUUGCGAAUGAUCUAGAGGAGGACCCUACCCUGAGACAGAACGUGAAUAUUUACCUGGACAGGAACAAGAUACCUGUGGACGAGGACGAGGAUGAUGACGAGUGCCCACAGAUAACUCUGGCUGAGAUGUUGGACGAUCUUGAAAUCGGCGGCGGGGAAGCCAAAGGAGAGGAAGGCGGCACUAUGGCUGAUUAAUAUUUCCUCUAAAUUACAUUUUUUCGCCAGAAAAUCUAUUUUUUAAACUUGCAGA
Eurytemora carolleeae is the source of this 1610-nucleotide messenger RNA. It is a transcript of the gene Nmd3, whose product is annotated as 60S ribosomal export protein NMD3. Gene Ontology annotation, biological process: ribosomal large subunit export from nucleus. Lineage: Eukaryota; Metazoa; Arthropoda; Copepoda; Calanoida; Temoridae. The transcript has 15 exons. Gene Ontology annotation, cellular component: nucleus; cytoplasm. The record is from RefSeq and is a predicted model, not a curated record. Bases 26 to 1555 code for a protein of 509 amino acids. Gene Ontology annotation, molecular function: ribosomal large subunit binding.